CCAACACAAGCCUCCUGGAAAGACCCGACACCACCCGAUGAGUUUUCUGAGUCACACAUGGAGGACGCGUCGGCUCUGAAUGGAGAGAAAGAUGGAGUCUAUGGUAGCAAAGAUCAAUCGGUGAAAUGCAGCUCAAAACUGCUGCAGAUGCUGAAGGCAGCGGAGAGCAGGAGGAUAGGUCAGGGUCGGGACAGAGACGAGGCCGAGAUGUCUGAUUUUGGGUCAGUAGAGCUGGUGACCGAGGCUCUGAAGACAGACAUGCAAAUCCAGUUCACCGACCAGAAGCAAGAAUUCAACAAACGUCCCACCAAGACUGCCCUCCGCUCCCUGUCUCGCUCUAUCUCUCAGUCGUCCGCAGACAGCUUCAGCUCAGCAUGCAGUGACAGCUCCGAGGAGGAGGCUACUCCCAGAGAGAAGAGUCAGAGCAGCUCGAGCAGCCUUUCUGACUUCUGCAUCAAAAACAUCAAACAGGCUGCCUUUGGACGCAGAGAGAUAGAGAUCGCACAGCAAGAAAUGCCGGCUCUGAUGGUCCUAAGAAAACGAGCAGGUGGGGAGAAACCUCUGGCUGGAGCUAAAGUGGUGGGCUGCACACACAUCACUGCACAGACGGCGGUGUUGAUUGAGACCCUGUCUGUGUUGGGAGCUCAGUGUCGCUGGGCCGCUUGUAACAUCUUCUCCACUCAGAACGCCGUGGCUGCUGCUCUGGCUGAACGAGGCACCUCAGUGUUUGCAUGGAGAGGAGAAUCAGAGGAUGACUUCUGGUGGUGUAUCGACCAAUGUGUGGCUGCAGAGACAUGGCAACCCAACAUGAUUCUGGAUGAUGGAGGCGACCUGACCCACUGGAUCUAUAAGAAGUACCCAAGUCUGUUCAGGAAGAUCAGAGGCAUCGUGGAGGAGAGUGUUACAGGCAUUUUUCGGUUGUACCAGCUGUCAAAGGCAGGUAGACUGUGCGUCCCGGCCAUGAACGUGAACGACUCGGUGACCAAGCAGAAGUUUGACAACCUUUACUGCUGCAAGGAGUCCAUUCUGGACGGGCUGAAGCGAACAACUGACGUCAUGUUUGGAGGAAAACAGGUGGUGGUGUGCGGAUAUGGGGAGGUUGGCAAAGGUUGCUGCGCUGCCCUGAAAGCACUGGGUACAGUCGUACAUGUCACAGAAGUGGAUCCCAUUUGUGCCCUUCAGGCCUGCAUGGAUGGCUUCAGAGUGGUUAAACUGAGUGAAGUGUUACGGCAGGCAGACAUGGUCAUCACCUGCACAGGCAACAAAAACGUGGUGAUUCGGGAACAUCUGGACAAGAUGAAAAAUGGCUGCAUUGUGUGCAACAUGGGACACUCCAGCGUAGAGAUAGAUUUGGAAAGUCUGCGGACUGCGGAGCUGAGGUGGCAGCGUGUGAGGCCUCAGGUGGACCAUGUGAUCUGGCCUGAUGGCAAGAGGAUUGUCCUGCUAGCUGAGGGUCGUUUGCUUAAUCUGAGCUGCUCCACGGUGCCGUCACUCGUCCUCUCCAUCACUGCUACGACUCAGGCUCUGGCUCUCAUAGAGCUCUACAGCGCUCCAGAGGGACGAUACAAGCAGGACGUGUACCUGCUGCCAAAGAAGAUGGAUGAGUUUGUGGCCAGCCUGCACCUGCCGACCUUUGAAGCCCACCUCACUGAGCUGACUGAAGAACAAGCCAAGUAUCUGGGCAUCAGCAAACAUGGACCCUUCAAACCAAACUACUACAGGUGGGGACAAGAUGUCUGA
Molecule: messenger RNA, 1740 nt
Organism: Labrus bergylta (ballan wrasse)
Lineage: Eukaryota; Metazoa; Chordata; Actinopteri; Labriformes; Labridae
Source: RefSeq, a predicted model, not a curated record